Messenger RNA from Culex pipiens pallens (northern house mosquito), 3046 nucleotides. RefSeq names its product protein similar (gene sima). Lineage: Eukaryota; Metazoa; Arthropoda; Insecta; Diptera; Culicidae. The record is from RefSeq and is a predicted model, not a curated record. The transcript is spliced from 6 exons. Gene Ontology annotation, biological process: cellular response to hypoxia; regulation of transcription by RNA polymerase II. Gene Ontology annotation, molecular function: DNA-binding transcription factor activity, RNA polymerase II-specific; protein dimerization activity; RNA polymerase II transcription regulatory region sequence-specific DNA binding. The coding region runs from base 1060 to 2148 and encodes 362 amino acids.
CUGGAAAUUUGUCUGGAAACCGUUCAUGGUUAUUCGCCGCGACUGAACCCCUUCAGAAACAGCAUCUUGAACAACAGUGCGGUUUUUGUUGAGUUGACAGAGAAAGAAAAACAGAACCAACGUCAAAACAACCCGUCAGACAAACACAAACACACCAACAUCUGACAGUUCAGCGCAGCAGACCAACAAACCCAUCACACAGUUCAUAUUUUGGUGUGAAAGGAAAUGAACUGCUCUCUGCGGAAAAGCAACAGCUCCCGUGUCUUCUCGGUCGUCGAGUUUACGUAGAAACCGCUGGAACCUUUGGUCUGAUCCGGAUUCCGGUGUCGCCGUCGCGAGUGUCGUCGAACAAACAAGUCGCGUGUGCCGUUUGGAGGUCGCCGUCGUCGUCGCGGAGGAAAAUUUCCCGUCGUCAUCGUCGCGAGAGGGGCAGGCCUUAUCGAAGGCAGCAGCCAGCACCAACUUGUCUGCGUAAUAACACAGAAGGAGAUUGGUCUACGGGUGUACGGCUAGCCAAGGUUGUAACUUUGUGGUCAAAUUGGGUUGCGAAUGCGAUCCGUGGAGUUGGCCUGGAGGUGCCGACCGGAGUGCAGAUUUGGGAUAUUUGGGCCGACCUUCGGUGUGAGCUAGAUUGCGCGGCCAGGGGCCUAAGCCUAGUGAGUUGAGCUAAGCGUAGAAGAGCUGUCUAGUGAAUUGAUUCGGAAGCAACUUUGGAAAAGGGCAUACGCCAGAAGCUAUCCCUUUCCAGCUAAAAGUGUUUUGGUGCGUAAAAGUGUGUGCUAUUUGUGGAAACUAAUCAACCUGCCCGUCCACCCCCCUAAAAAAGAAGUGUGUGGAGUGAGAGCAGUAAAUUUCAACAAGGAUUUCGUAAUACAAGAAACACCGUGAAGACCCGUGAAGACUAAGUUCGUACGCGCGCGCGUGUGUGUGUUCAAAGUAGAUUCAACAAUCUCAACAAAAAGAUUCGUUCCAAGAAGCUGCUGCGCAUUGGGACUCCCGCACGAUCGAGAUCAACUUUUUAAGCCGAAUCGCGAGGAUUAAUCCUGAACUCCAGCAAAAAUGACGAGAGCUGCACCAGCGAAACCUAAACCAGAAAAAGAGAAACGAAGGAACAACGAAAAGCGCAAGGAAAAAUCGCGCGACGCCGCCCGAUGUCGCCGGUCACGCGAGACGGAAAUCUUCCAGGAGCUGGCCGGGCUGUUGCCGAUGCCCCAGGAGGACGUCGAGCAUCUGGACAAGGCCAGCGUGAUGCGGCUGUCGAUUGCGUUCCUGCGCGUCCGCGACAUGCUCGAACUUUUUCCGGACAUUGGGAAGAAGGUGGCUGCCGAGCAAGAGAAGGAUGGCGAGGAUGUUGACCAGGACUCGAAGGCUGCGCUCAGCGAGUUGAUGAUUGAACAGGAACAGCUUGCGCUGCAAACGUUGGACGGAUUCUUGCUGGUUCUGUCCGCGGACGGUGAUGUCACGUACGUCUCGGAGAACGUUGGCGAGUUUCUGGGCAUUGCACAGAUUGACAUGAUGGGUCAACCGAUCUGGGACUACUCGCACCAGUGUGACCACGAAGAGUUGCGUGAGGCGCUGAACGGCCGUCACCACAGCCCGUCGGAGCUGGUCAAGGGAGUGGCCAAUAGCGAUUGUAAGCCGCAGGAAACGCGCGAUUUCUUCCUCAGGCUAAAGUGCACUCUGACGAGCCGCGGCCGUUCGGUCAACAUCAAGAGCGCCUCGUACAAGGUGAUCCACGUGACGGGCCACAUCGCGUGCAAGGAGGACGGUCAGCGCCAGCUGGUGGCCGUUGCGCGCCCUUUGCCGCACCCGUCCAACAUUGAGGUGCCGCUGGACGCUAGCACCUUUCUGAGCAAGCAUUCGCUGGACAUGAAGUUUAGCUACGUUGAUGAUAAAAUGUUCGCCCUGCUCGGGUACAACCCGGCCGAUCUGAUGGGCAAACCGCUGUACGAGUGUCACCACGGCAUCGAUUCGGAGCACUUGAUGGGCACCUUCAAGAACGUAAUCAGCAAGGGCCAGAGCGAAACAGCCCGGUACCGGUUCCUGGCCCGUACCGGGGGUUACGCCUGGGUCGUGACGCAGGCCACGCUCAUCUACGAUAAGCAAAAGCCCCACAGCAUCGUGUGCGUCAACUACGUCAUCAGGUAGGUGGACUCGUGCUCCAGUUGUUCUGUCUUUUUUCCUGUCAAAAAAAGUCGGUUUGAUAUCACAAGCGACGUCACACGUUCCGUACGUUCUGUCAAAAUGGCCCCAAAAUAGUGUUUUUUGGCUGUGAUUUAUUGGCCUACUGCGACUUUGAGUCUUUGGUCCUAUACUAGAACAACGACUUUCCUCUGUCCAGGUUCUGAGAGCUGAAAGCUAAAUCGGUUACGUUUAAGGUGUCUAUUUAUAUGCGUGUACGCACACGUGUGCGAGUGUCAAUCCCCGGGAACGAGCACGAAUAAAUCAUUGAGCAUCAUCAUCUCGGAGAGCUACCACAAAACAGAGACGGGGUUAUAAAAGCGGAACACGGAUUUAAAGCCGUUUAGACCAACCUGGGGAUUUGGCACCUCCCAGAAAGUGGUCCACCGUCGUGAUUUGCUGUGUUUUACGACUUCGAAGAGGGAUGAGGCAAUCACGUGACUGCGUGGCCCAAUCGUGCUGAACGGUUCUUGAUUUGUUUAAAGAGCUAAUUGCGUUCACGUGUAGGUUGCGAAUCCUGGCAUGACGUGCGUUGAAAUGGGUCAACCUGUGAUUUGAUCCUUAUCGUGCUUGAUGAGGGCAGCUUUAAAUCGUACGGAACAUUAAUUUUCCCGUCCGAAACUAAAGUUGAAUGAGGUUGGUAAACCUUGCGGACGAAGACCUUCGAACCCCAGAAAUAAUGACUACUUUUGUUGAAACGACUUUUGAAUAUGAUGCUCUUACCAGCUUUGGCCAAAAGCAGUUAUGACAUACAAUACCGGGCAAUUAUGUCUAAGCUCCGGAACAAAUGUCGAGUGCGCUCCUUCAGAGUGGAUCCCCGACUAGGUCGAGGGGGACAAAGCAGAACUUCGACCUUUUUAUUGUC